AUGUCGUCGCGUGUCACGAUAAAAGUACAGCACAAGAAGAAAUAUUUUUAUGAGAGGUUGAAAAACAAUUAGUUUAAAAACCCCUUCUUUUUCAGAUUUUUAUCAGCAUUCAAAGAUACGAUCGAAGACCGCAAGCAGAAUUAUGUGCUCUACAAAGCGCUCCAUAAUCUUAAGAACUCGCCUUUCGAUGUCCAAAGCAUCGUCGAUUUGAAAGCGAUUGAAGGUUUUACCUCUGAAACAUCGAGGUUCAGCGACAGCGUUUUUGUUACUUUUUGUUCCAACUUACCCAAACGCUUUCUGAAAUUUUGUGUGAAGGCUUUUCACACAGGAUUUUCAUAAAGAAACACACUUGUCAAUUUUUUUCGAGUUGCUAAUAAAGUUUAGUUUGUCAAACUAAACUUUAUUAGCAACUCGAAAAUCAUUUCCAGGAAUAGGUGAAAAUAUUGCUGUAAAAUGCGAAGAAGCCUGGUUACUGGCCUGCGAGCAAAAUGGUCGAGAAUUCACUCUAGCUGAGGUCAAAAAACUGAAUUUUGGUGAGUUGUCUCCAGUUGCUUUCUCACAACGCACAGUUUUUGGAUAAACUAUUGGAAGAUCUUCUGAAACCGAGAAAGAAGAAAAGGAAACACGAAUCAGUGCUUCCUGGAGCGACCAGAAGCCUCCCGGACGAUGACGAAUUUGUCGAAGAAGUUCGUUCGAAUUCCGUUUCGGAGUAUAAUCCGAUUGCAGGACGAAAAAGAACUGCCCGCGAAAAAAGUCGCUCCAUCUCUGAAGAAUCCUGUUUCGGAGUCGACCUUUCGCCCGAAGGCGUUGGAACCGACCAGUUCAAGCGUCCUGCCACAAUCCCAAGAUUCUUCUCAGGAAGGAUUUUGUCAUAUCACUUGUCAUCCAUAUGAACAGCCACAGGUGAGCAUUUCAUACGGAAGUCGUCACAUCCAAGGAACACAGGUUGUUUUGAUUGCGGACAGUCGCGAACACCGCAACAGCAACCGCAAGAAGUCCGUUGUGGAGCAUCUCGUGACGAACAAUGCGCACAUUCGAGUGAGAAAACUAUAACAUAUUUUUAUCGGUUUUCGAAGUGAUAAGAGAGCUCAGAAUGAUAAUGGAUCUAACUAAAAGAAGCUGGCAAUUUAAUAAAAAUACAAAGUAUGUCGAGUUUCCUAUCUGAGAGUUUUUGCCAAUACCUAAUAUAGCUGCUGGCGUUGUUUGAAUCAAACAGUUCGGGAUUUUCGAACCGCAGAAGUUUUUUCAAUGGGUCUAUUGGGAUAAGUGGUUGUUUUUUUUUAGCUACCAGGUGUUAUCUCUGUGGUACUAUCGAUAUCAAUAAAACCGAGACAAAUUUUCAAAAAUUCUUCAAGACAAGGUCGAGACACGCAAAAAUGUCUGCAAACAAAGCUCAAAAAUGAAAAAGGAUUUGGUCUAGCGAAAACUUUUGAAACUCGCUCUCAGCCUCGAUACCUUGCUUAUUUUUAGUUUUUUUUUUUCUUUUUUCCAAACCUCUCAGCGAAGAUUUCUGAAAAGUUAUACCAAGAACUUAUAACCGUCGGCAACAAAAAAUAAAAAAUCCAGAUAAUUGGAACACUUCGCGAAUCAGUAAAACCAUGUUACGUAAAUGAUAAACGACCUCAGGUGGACAUGCGCGCUCUCUCCGUCGGCGACUAUUUGUGGGUGACCAAGAAGGUCGACGGCUCCGAACUCGUCAUGGACUGGGUCGUCGAGCGCAAGACCUGGCAAGACCUUCACAGCAGCAUUCGCAAGGUUUCAGAUGCGUUUUGUAGAAGCUUAAAAAAUGGUAGAAAAAGGGAGAGGCAGCACAAAUGGUGCGUAAUAGUCGGUGAAAUGGCGCAAAAAGUCAGCAAAAAGGAGCCGUUGUCACCAUAAAAGGAACAUUUCUAUGAAGCCAACCUUUUUGACUUUGCCUGUGUACUACCCAUAGGAAACAGCUGUGAAAAGUUUGACGAUAAUUGGAAAAUUCCUGAAAAAGUUAUGACGAAAAAAAAUGAAAUUGUAUAUCUUACUGCACGGUACUCUAGGUAUUCGCUACAUAGCCUUUUCGAGGCCUCGGUUUGUCAGUGACAUUUCAAAAAAAUCAAAGAUUUGAGUUUUCAAGUACUGCUUGAGGGUCGAUACGAUGAACAAAAAGAUCGUUUGGGCCGUGCGCCGAUGAAGAACCGCAUCUACUUGAUCGAAGGGAGCAGCCGCGGAGAAUCUCCUUCCGAACAAGCCCUAGCCUCCACGCUCACAAACGGCGGAUUUCUCAUUCAGAGAUGCGCGGACACCCGAGAAACGGCCGAAUUUCUGGGCUCUGUUUCUCUUUACCUUCAGAAGAAGGCGGAAACAAGCCAGGUGACCUUUUACAACCAUACAGAGCCGGUCUAUUUCUGGAUGCGAUGGAUAGACGAAAUUAUUUGAUUGGUUUAGCUUUCUGGCGUGUCGUUCGAGAACUUGCAAGAGGCGAGCAAAAAGGAGAAGGCAGAAACAGUGAAGGACGCUUGGGUACGCCAACUCAUGGUUAGAGCUUUUUCUUCCAUCUUUUUCGAAUCUCUUCGAAACAGGUGUGCCCUGGGAUGUCCUACUCGAGGGCGCAAGCCAUCGCUGACCAUUUUCCCUCCAUGAUCUCACUUUCGAAGUUCUUCGAAAAGUCGCGACAAGAUGCUCAGAUGGAACUGCAGAAGCUGGUUCCUCAAAUAACUCGUCCUGUCGCUAAGAACCUGUAUAAGUUUUUUUUAGACUAA
Molecule: messenger RNA, 2732 nt
Organism: Caenorhabditis auriculariae
Lineage: Eukaryota; Metazoa; Nematoda; Chromadorea; Rhabditida; Rhabditidae
Source: the annotation of a GenBank genome assembly